AUGUCAAAGCCCAAAGACCCAAGAUUUAGAGAUAAAGCCACCGAGGAUUUUUAUUCAGGAGAAAGAGUUCUCAGAUUUCAAGAACUUGGUCGCAGUGAAAAACAAGAAGCUCGCCAGAAAAUUGGUGAUAAAGGUCAGCAUAGCAUUCGUUUAAGCGUAUGGCAAGUAAAAUUAAAUAUUAUGGUAAGAGAUAAAGAUUUACAUCCUAUUCAUCCCGGAGAGAUAUUACGGGAGGAGUUAUUAAAAACUUAUCAGAUUACUCCGCAACAAUUAGCCCAAAGUAUCAAAGUAGAGGAGAAUAUUGUUAAAGAAAUAGUUAAAGAACAGCGGGAUAUUACCCCCGAACUCUCUUAUCGUUUAGACUUACAGAAGCAUUAUGAGUUAGAGUGUUGGAAAGAACAGCAAGAGUUAAAGAAAAUAGUUAAGCAAGUUCAGCCGAUAAGUGCUGUCUAUGUCAAAUGUGUUCCUUCGGAGUUAAGAAAGUCAACUUAUCGAAAAUUAAGAGAACUUAACAAUGCCCAAGAUUCCCGAGAUUUACGAAAAACUCCCAGCAACCAUUUUGAAAAACUAACUGGCAAGCAACAUUUUGGUUAUUGUAGUAUUCGUAUUAAUGAUCAAUAUCGCUUAAUUUUUCUUUGGCAGAAUAAUAACGCUUACGAAGUAGAAAUUAAUAAACAUGAUAAAAAGGAGGAUUUUUUGUUGCCUUUGAAAUUAGCACCGGAAAAACUGGCUAAAAAUAUUAAAGUUAGUUCACAAAUAAUUCAAGAAUUAAUUGCUGAAAAAAGAGAUUUGGAUAAAGAUUUAGCUACUCGUUUAGCUCUUUAUUUUGACAUGAGUACCGAAUUCUGA
This is a messenger RNA of Funneliformis geosporum, 849 nucleotides long. The record is from the annotation of a GenBank genome assembly. NCBI's taxonomy places the organism in Eukaryota, Fungi, Glomeromycota, Glomeromycetes, Glomerales, Glomeraceae.